This is a messenger RNA of Ectocarpus siliculosus, 1026 nucleotides long. The record is from the annotation of a GenBank genome assembly. NCBI's taxonomy places the organism in Eukaryota, Phaeophyceae, Ectocarpales, Ectocarpaceae.
AUGCGUCGGCGCAGAGGGAGCGGGCGGCGGAGAAGUAAAGACGACAGCAGCUGCUCGAGCCAACCACCAGCACGGCCGGCGGCGGCGGCUCAGCAGCGGGUGGGCGAGGCGCGGAAACCACACGCACAGCAGCAGCAGCAGGAGCAGCUUCCGCCGGGGGUAAAAGACAUCGACGCCGGGGUGUCGGAGGAGGGGGAGUCCCACCUGCUGAAUCCCGACUACGCCAAGGAGCACGCGCUGUACCUGCGCGAGCAGGAGAAACGGAAUAGGCCGGUGGCCUACAUCGGCGCGAAGCAGAAGGACAUGCGGCCGAGCAUGAGAAGCGUCCUCGUGGAUUGGAUCUGCGAGGUCUGCGACCAGUUCAAGCUAUCUUCGAGAACUCUGUUUCAGGCGGUGGACCUGAUCGACCGAAGCCUGUCGGCGUUCGAAGUUCCCCGGGGGAAGCUGCAGCUGCUGGGGUGCGCCUGCGUGGUCUUGGCCUCAAAGUACGAGGAGAUCUACGCCCCGACGGCCGAAGAGCUGGCGCACAUCUCCGACAACACCUACACCCGUGCGGAGAUCAUCGCCAUGGAGCUGGUGGUCGUGAACGCGCUCCAGUUCCGGCUGACGUGCAUCACCCCGUGCAACUUCCAGGACCGCUUCUGCCUGGCGGCGAAGUCGAACGCCCGCGAGCGGUCCCUCGUGUCGUACCUCUUGGAGCUCCUCCUGCAAGACUACCAAGGGGUCAGCCUGCUGCCCUCGCUGAAGGCCGCGGCUGCGCUGUACCUGGCUCGGCAGACGCUGCACCCUAGGGGCUGCCCGCGCGAGGCCUGGACGAGGCAGACGGAGCACUACACGGGCUACGCCGCCCGGGAGCUGGAGCCGUGCGUGCGGCGGCUUCACUACCUUCACGUCAGGGCCGAGGGGAACAACCUACACGCCGUCAGGGACAAGUACAAGAAGUCGGCGCUGCACCGAGUUGCGGAGGUCACAUGUGCCCUUGAGGACUACCUCCAUUUCGGGGAGGAAGGGGACGUCCGCCAGUAG